AUGGCGCUUGACGUAUGACAGUUAAAUGCUGUCACAUUCAGUAUUUUGACAGCUGACUGUGCACUAAAAACUGUGGAUUAUUAAAAAGACGUAGGUUGUAUGUUAGUACAAAGAGUACAGCAUUAUUAAUUGUUUUAAAAAUGAAUUCGUCAUAUAAUUUAUUAUUUGGAUUCUUGUGUUUUUCCUUUAUAACAUUUUUAACAAAUGCCGCAGAUGUUUGUGUAAAAAAAAGUGCUUGUGUAUGUGAGUUCUCCAAUGGUACCGGAAUAGAUAUAUCCACGUCUAAUGUAUCUACAUUUUACCCGGCGCAAACAUAUGAAAUUAAAAAAGAAGGCGCUGAAAUUUUGUUGACCACAUACUACUUUCAUCCUUGCGUCGAUAUACUUUUCAAAUCUAACACGACGGUAAACAAUACAUGCACAGAUCCACUAUCGGUUUGUCGUCAUGUCGACACAUACGUAAAACAAGGAAAUACAUCAGAGCUAUUUAAAAAGGAAACUACGUCUUACGACUUCAUGGGUAAAAACAGCGUCUCGCAGUUCAGUGCCGAAGGAGAUUCUAUCAUAUAUGCCAACGGGCCUUCAUCGACCGUAGUCCUUCUUGUAUGCGCCGAAACUGACGGCGUGUUGCAAAUUUAUUCAUUGGCAGAACCUAACAAAAUCGUGCUGACAUUCUACUCAAAGUCAGCAUGUCUCAAACAACUCGACUCGGGCAGAUCUGUAGGCUCUACAUUGCUGAUUAUUUUCUUCUCUUGCAUCAUAUUCUACCUAGUUCUUGGGAUUUGCACUAAGAAAUUCCUAAUGGGAGCAACGGGUAUCGAAGUUAUACCAAAUUUAGGAUUCUGGAGCGAUUUGCCAAACUUAGUUAAGGACGGCUGGGCGUUCCUGCUGAACGGGCUGCGGCUGCCGACGCGCGCCGCCGCGCCCGCCGCCUCGCCCGACCGCAACAGCUACGACAGCAUAUAACAUCAGCCCCAACACCUUGCGCACGCGCAGCUCGUCUUCAUCGAGUAGCCUGCGCAGCGCCGCGCACCGCCGCGCACCGCCGCCGGGUACUGUCCGCUCAUAUACGUACAUUAAUGAAACGUGUCGAUUUAUCUUGUCUAACAUGGUAUAAAAAUACGUGUUUUAUACCAAGUUGGGGACUGGACUAACGAGUCCGUCAAUUACGGCCGAAAUACAUACAUGAUCCCAAUAGCUAUCUUCGGAUUGAUAUCGAGAAUAAAUCAUAAUUGGUCAAUUUUCGCCUUCGACCCGAAAAAUGCGAUGGUGAUUGCUUUUGUCGGCCGUAUGUUGAUUGUCUCAGAUUGUGCUCUAUGUACUAGUACAAACUGCAUACAAACGACACAAUUCGCUAAUGAUAUAUAUAGUUAUAUGGCUCGAUCAGUUAUAGUCCACGUAAAUAUCAUUAAGUCGUAGUAAAUAAUCUCCAAUCGCAGGUAAUAAUAAGUAGCACAACCAAUAAAAUGGUGCAUAAUUUACAAUUGCAUAGCGUCAUUCAUAAUAUUGUUUCUAGGAUGGUUUAAUUACAGAACAUCACAACUGCAAGAAAUCGAUUAAUCACUUGCAAAUUAUGAUGUUCUCCAAUCGAAAUUACUAAAUUAGGAUAAUGCCUAAUCCGAUGAUAGGCUUGCCACUAUGACAUUAUAGAGUGGACCUAUGCGCGGUGAUAAAGGCGUUAACAUAAUAAUAUUAUGAAAGUUAUUUGAGUCGUAUCGAGUCUUUACUGUCCUUUGUUUGGCAAAGUUAAAACGUAUCAACAUAAUAAUAUAUCUAAGGGCAGCAAAAUUAUGCAUAUGUGGAAACGUCUUUAGAAAACGGGAUUGAAGAUGGCGAAAUACUGGUAUGGUCAGCAGAAAAAUACUAGUUUUGUACCAGGUUUAUUUUUCUUUUGUGUUGAGUAGCUGAGAAUUUAGGAAUGAAUAGCCAUGCUAUAUUCAAUCCCAUAUUUAAAAUGGGUUGAUUCUAAAAUAAUAUUAAUAUCGAAUAUAAAAUACAGGGUUACUCGAUUUUGAAAUUAUAAUUUUAGUGUAAAAAUUCAAACGAUGCGGGCCGUUAACUGUUUUCAUCUACCAAAAAUAUUGUCUUUGACUAAGUUUCUUGCCAUCAUUUAUACCAAAUCCUAUAAUCGGCCCGGUUGUUUUAAUUUUUGUUUAUUUUUCUUAUCAGCAUAGAGGAUUAAAUAACUCUGUUAGUGUCUAAUAUCGGGUAACCCUAAUUAAAAAUAAAUAUAAUAAGGCGAAAGCCCCAAUUAAAAUGGUUCAUGUAAAUUGAGUAGAUCAAAUGAUUAAAUUUCUUUUACGAGUAGAAUAUAUAUUUUUAUGGUUUUGUAAUGAUUUUGGUUGAUAUAUAAUAAAUUAUGUUUUUUUGUAAAUGUCGAGCGCGUAUUGCUUUGUAUUGUUGUUGAUAUUUCAUGUAUUAAGUCUAGAAGCUAAGUGAUCGACGUAUUGGCGCUUUCAUAUUAUAUGAAGAAACAUAGAAUCACGAAUUGCGAUCUUCCACUUUUUUUGAAGUGGUUAAAAAUAUCCUGGUAACAUUAAUUGUUUGAUAAAUAUUGAUAGUAUAUAAUGGUAGAUCUGUGUAAUCAAACUACUUUUAUAAAAUAAUUAUUUGAUUUUAAACUGUGGUCGUGACGCAAAGCAUGUCAUUUGUCUUUUUUUUAUUGAAAAGAGGUCUUAAUUCCGAAUAUAAAUAAAUAUUUUUUUUUUUACAUUGUUAGGGUAAUUGUUAUAUUCUAAAGUGAUAAUUUCUUGAAGUAAAAUUAUCUAAAAUAAAUAUAGAUAUAAAUCUACAUAUAUAGUUCGAUUCAAUUUUUUUUAUUAUUUUCCUUUGAUAAAUCUUUGCGUUGCAACCACAGUGAUAUAUGUACGAGGUAGUAUUUGUAUAAUAUGUAUUCGUAGUGUUUUAGUUUUUGCACUGUAAAGUGGCGCCGCCCUGGUGGACAACUAUAUCCUAGUUCCCCACAAUGUUGCAUAAUAAAUACGAGGCUGAAGUUUGGAUUUUGCAUAAAGUAAAUUGCACCGUUAGUCGAUAUGAAUUAAGGCUAUAAUAUCAAUGUUUUACAUUAUUAUUAUUAUUUAUCACAUGUAAAAAUAAUCUUUCUAGUACACCUACAAUAUUCCAUAUUUUGACGUUUACGGCUGUUAAUAUUGUAACGCUUAAAAUUUUCUUACAAUAUAAUAAAGGAGUAAUAUUAAAGCUUCCCUUUGCAUGAUGAUAAUAAUAAUACUAAUUAAUAAUAACUAAGUAGCAAAUAAUAUAUAAUACUGUCCGAAUGCGAAUUUUUGAAAUAUCCUAGAUGUAAGAAUUUGUAAUACUAUAUAUAUUUGGGAAAGUAUAAUCUGAGUUUGAUAUAAUUUUAGUUCGAAAACUGGGGUGAAAUAAGGUCUCGAUUAAAGUUGUUAAAAAUAUUGAUAAAAAACGUAAAAAUAUGUAACUCAUGGCAAAUGAUUAGGUUAUUUAAUGUUUGUUUUGAAUACCUAAUUUAGUUUGGUAUAAAUAUUUUGUUGCCUUCGAUGUCUAUUUUAAAUAUUAUUUUGUUUGCGUCCAUUAUUUUUGUUUAUAUAGUAGAUAGUAGUCGAUAUUAUAAACAACCUCGAUGAUUAAACUUAGGAAACAUUAUGUGUAUCAAAUAAAAUCUUAUUGGAAGUCGUGAUUACAACUUCCAUUGUGUUUUCCAUUGUCACGUAACCAUAUACCUCUGUAUAUCUACCAAACUAAUGUUAUUGUUACCCCCUCCGCGCGCAUGACGUGGCGAAAUAGUAUCAUACGAUCGGAACGUAUCGUAAUCGUAUCGUACGAUCGAAUCGUAUUGUUAUCGUAUCGUACGAUGGAAUCGUAUCGUAUUUAUAACUACCGUCGAAAUAACAAGUACGAGAAAUGUCGAUUCUCAAAAUGACUCCGUGUCGUGUUCGAACUGGUUCAGAUAUUAUUGUGCUCUCUUACAGUCUGAAAUAUGCGAUACUUACGAUAGGUUUCUACAUUACGUGUGUGCAAAAGGCCUUAUUUGUGCGCUAUUUUGUACACUAAACGUGCCAAUGUACGAAGGCGUGUUGAAAUUUGCCGCUCGGAGGCAGCGGCACUUAGCGGUUAUUUUGAAUGCGCUGUAAGGGUGAAAUUUAUACUCACACUUGAAAGGUUUUAUACAGAAUAUGAUACAUUUGAAGCACAUUAUAAAAUCGCGUGUUUGGAAGUUUUCUAUUAAUUACACUUACUCUGAUCACAUUCAACGUACUUCAUAAUAUAUGAUUGUAGCCUGACAGCGGCCAUACAAGGACAGUUUGUGAAGUUGAAUUCAACAUAAAAUAUAAUAUAAAAAAUGUAAUGAGUAUUUAAAUUCUAAAAGUAUAAAAUGUAUUUUCAUAAAAGUGAUUAUAUGCAACGUAGUUUUAAAACCCUUUGUAACUAUAUAACUUACUAGUUAAUUAUGUCGAGAUUUGGACCAAUAUUAGCGUCAUUGUUUGCGAUCAAAAAUAUACUAUUUAUUUGUGCUAGACAGACAAACAAAAACUUUUUUUUGGCUUCUGUUGCUCUAAUAAUGAUUCCCAUAUUAUUUUUCUUAAUGUCUAUAAUGUUCAGACAUCGGCCUGUUACAAUUUUAUUUAGAGUAAUUAUUUCGCAAAAUUUAUUACAAUAUUAUAGUUUGCGAUUGUAAUUUUCAAGGAGCAUUGUGCCAAUUGUUAUUACUCUAACUAAAAAUGAUGAAAUUGUAUCCAUUAAAUCUUAACACGUAUCAUUACCGCCAUUGAUAUUGAGAAAUGAAAAAAAAA
Messenger RNA from Manduca sexta (tobacco hornworm), 4768 nucleotides. Its product is annotated as cation-dependent mannose-6-phosphate receptor. Gene Ontology annotation, cellular component: trans-Golgi network. The record is from RefSeq and is a predicted model, not a curated record. Bases 141 to 965 code for a protein of 274 amino acids. The transcript has 5 exons. NCBI's taxonomy places the organism in Eukaryota, Metazoa, Arthropoda, Insecta, Lepidoptera, Sphingidae.